Messenger RNA from Gastrolobium bilobum, 1577 nucleotides. RefSeq names its product thioredoxin-like fold domain-containing protein MRL7, chloroplastic. Lineage: Eukaryota; Viridiplantae; Streptophyta; Magnoliopsida; Fabales; Fabaceae. Gene Ontology annotation, biological process: regulation of DNA-templated transcription; chloroplast organization. Gene Ontology annotation, cellular component: chloroplast stroma. Bases 251 to 1408 code for a protein of 385 amino acids. The transcript has 5 exons. The record is from RefSeq and is a predicted model, not a curated record.
GUGGCGAUAGAUGAAGCAGAAGAGCAUAGAAUAGUUAUCAGAAGCGACGAGUGACGAGAAGGAGAAACUACCAUUAUUCAUAGAGCUACACUCAUAUUAGUGGCUAUUGGUCUCUAAUUACGGGCUUCUGUUGAAUCAUUUCAAAAUAUAGCUAAGCAGAAAGCAGAGGAGAGAGAGAGAGAGAGAGAGAGAGAGAGAGAGAGAGAGAUGUUUUUGCAUUGACAACCUUGUUUCCUGUUUGAUUGUGAAGAUGAAAAUGCUAUUUCUCCAAACUGCUGUCCUGCCUAGACCUUUUUGUGCAACAAAAUUUGAUGCUAGUUGGCAUCCCAUGUCAUUAGUUAAUGUUCAGAACCCUAGUUUUGGUUCUGCUCAUGUUGUUUCUCAUUUAGGAUCCUUAUUUUAUUCCCCUGUAUCUACCCAUCACAUUGUAAAGUCUAAAUCAUGCUCCGUUUCAAGAAAAUCUCAUUCAAAACCUGAACCUGAACCUGAACCUAGCUCCAACCAAAGAGCAAGACCUGAGGCAACAAGUCCCCAACCUCAAGAUGUGGUAUCCAGCAAUGAUAAUAAAAGUUCUGCCGAGAACUUCCCCACAAUAAUUCCAAGGAAGAAGAGGCGUGGGCGUAGAAGUGAAGCAAUGGCAGUGGAAGAUUUUGUACGGGACUCACUUGAACGCACUUUUGAUGCAAUUAGGCAACAGAACUCGGAUGUUUUGGAGAAUCAUGAAAAUAUAAUGAAGGGAAAUGUUCGUGAUGAUUCUGAAUCUGAAAGCAAUGAUGAUGAUGAUGAUGAUGAUGAUGAGGAGAAGGAGAAGGAGGAGGAGGAGGAAGAGGAAGAGGAAGAUAAUGGGGAUAACAGAGGAAAGAAGAUGAUGAUUGAGGAAGAAAAUCAAAACUGGCCAUUGGAUGCUGAUGUUGGGUGGGGAGUAAGAGCUUCUGAGUAUUUUGAGAAUCAUCCAAUAAAGAAUGUUGUAGGGGAAAAUGGUGUUGAAAUUGACUGGGAAGGGGAGAUUGAUGAUAACUGGGUGCGGGAGAUCAACUGUUUGGAGUGGGAAAGUUUUGCUUUUCAUCCCAGCCCAUUAAUUGUCCUUGUCUUUGAACGGUAUAACAGGGCAAAUGAUAACUGGAAAAAUUUGAAAGAGCUGGAGAAAGCAAUUAAGGUGUACUGGAGUGCCAAAGAUCGGUUGCCUCCCCGGGCGGUUAAGAUAGAUAUUAAUAUCGAGAGAGACUUGGCUUACGCUCUGAAAGUUAGAGAAUGUCCUCAAAUUUUAUUUUUAAGGGGGAACAGGAUCGUGUACAGGGAGACAGAACUAAGAACUGCGGAUGAGCUGGUUCAGAUGAUUGCAUUUUUUUAUUACAAUGCGAAGAAGCCUGCAUGGAUAGACGAUAAGGCCUUGUAUUCACGUUAUUAAUUAAUUUCGAGAAUGUCACGUAGCCUUUGUUAACUUGAAAGUUAUAAUUAUCUUUGUAACGAAACAAUCAAAAUUCGCAGCAAUUUUUAUUUUCUAAAAUUGUAAUGACUGAUGAGGAUAAUGGAUAAAACUAUGGCGUCAGGCACUACCAAAUUUAUAAAUUUUCUGU